AUGGCUGCUCUACGGACCAUUCAUUUUACUGCUAUUCUCCGUAUUCUUCUCUAUGUCAAGAAUAUUCUAGGACAUGGACUUCAGUCCUCUUUGCAGUCAUCCCUGGUGUUAUUCGACUACUCUGAUACUGAUUGGGCUAGUGAUCCUACUGAUAGGUGCUCUACCUCGAGUUAUUAUUUCUACCUCAGUGACUCUCUCAUUUCUUGGCGGAGUAAGAAAGAAAGUGUUGUCUCUCGUUAUAGUACGGAGUUUGAAUAUCGCACCCUGGCUGAUGCUACACCAGAAUUAUUAUGGCUUCACUGGCUUCUUGUUGAUAUGGGAGUCCCUCAACAAUUUGCGACUAGCCUUCAUUGUGACAAUCGUAGUGCCAUCCAAAUUGCUCACAAUAAUGUCUUUCAUGAAUGUACCAAGCAUAUUAAGAAUGACUGUCACUUUGUUCGUCAUCAUCUCCAGAGUAAAACUUGA
Messenger RNA from Benincasa hispida (wax gourd), 465 nucleotides. The record is from RefSeq and is a predicted model, not a curated record. NCBI's taxonomy places the organism in Eukaryota, Viridiplantae, Streptophyta, Magnoliopsida, Cucurbitales, Cucurbitaceae.